ACCAUCAUGCACCAGUCGCUCGAGAUUCCGGAGAUUGUGCGCCUAAUCAUUGCACAGUUCGCCGCUGGGGCAAAGCACGCGUCCAAUCUGCGUUCUCUCGGCCUCGCAUGCAGAGCCUUUCUCGAGCCGGUUUUGGAUGAAAUGUGGCACACCCAAAUCAACCUCACGGGAUUCCUCCGCACCUUCCCCGCCGACGCGAUGCGGGUGGAGUAUAGCCAGACAGCGAGUGAAUGGGACGUGCAAAUUCUGCGCCCGCUGGUGCCAACUGACUGGGAACGGCCGCUGUUCUAUGCCCACCGCGUUCGCUCGUACCGCGCGUUCGAGGACCACAGACGAAACUUUGCAGAAGUGCUGGGAAUACUCAGCACCUCCCUCCCCGACGCGCAUUCUGGCCUCCUUUUCCCCCGUCUCGAUUCGCUGGUAUGGAGCCAUUCGAAUGCUUCAACGUGCUUCUACAUCACCCUCUUCCUCGCGCCCACGCUACGGAUGCUGAACAUGGCGUCCCCGCUGUUGGUGUCCCUGCUACCACGACUGCCUGGACGGCUCCCGCAUAUCGAAAUUGUGACCAUUAACUUGGGUCUCGUCAAAGAGGCCACAUACGGGCCCCCGAUGUCCCUCUUCAUUCAAAAUCUGACAUCUAUUGUCGUCUUGAAUAUUCCUGUCGCCGCCUGGCAAGAUCUUAUACAUCUCUCUGGUCUGCGGCGUCUCAUGGCGCUGGCCAUCGGGCAGCUCGUGGGUCCUACUCCCCAGGAAAUCGAGGCCCGUGCCCCUUGGCGAUCUGAUGCGUUCUCGACGCUACGGUCACUAACGUUCACCUCAGCGCCGAUUAAAGCUGUGUCGGCGUUCUUUGAAGCCAUCUCUUCCGUGGAGCUGGAGAAACUUGACAUUGGGCUCAACUGUCUGGCGUCCACGGCCGCAAUUGGAUCACUGUACCUAUUAAUCGCUAGCCGCUGCUCGCCCGCCACCCUGACGACAUUCUGUCAGCGGACAAAACUCCUAGAUGGGAGGGAAAUAGACGACGCCGAGAUCCCGCAAAAACGGAUCAACGUUGCUGCUCUGCGGGAGCUCAGGGUCCUCCGCGGGUUGAAAAAGCUCGCAAUAAGCUCUCCCGCUGGCUUUGACCUCAACGACGCGGGGAUGACCGACAUUGCGCAUGCAUUUCCCCAGCUCGAAGAGCUUGUCCUCGCGGACCCCAUCCCCGACAGCGACGAGCUCGACGACGACGGCCAGCGGCCAACACCGCUCACCGUUACGCACGUCACCCUUGCGGGCCUCCGCACGCUGGGUGAGCACUGCCCAAAACUGUUCCGGCUCGGGCUCUCGUUCGAUGCGAGCAUCAUCCCAACGCCGCGACAGCCUACCCGGGGCAAGCUACGCGGGCCCUUCAGUGCGCUGGCCGAGCUCCACGUCCGAAACUCGGUCCUCGAUGACUCCAUCGGUGUCGCGCGAUUCCUGUCCGGUGUCUUUCCCGGGGCACAGAUCAUGUCAGACGAGUACGGUGCACUGCCGCUGAGCGAUCACUGGGAGUCAGUGCUGGAACUCUGGGAGCCGUUUGUCGCGGCGCGGCAGGAGGAGAGAGAGUGGGCACGACAUGAGCUUGAGCUUGAAUUACAGUCCGACGACGCAAUGGUAGAGUAA
This is a messenger RNA of Mycena indigotica, 1638 nucleotides long. RefSeq lists its product as uncharacterized. The coding region runs from base 7 to 1638 and encodes 543 amino acids. The record is from RefSeq and is a predicted model, not a curated record. NCBI's taxonomy places the organism in Eukaryota, Fungi, Basidiomycota, Agaricomycetes, Agaricales, Mycenaceae. The transcript is spliced from 2 exons.